This is a messenger RNA of Arabidopsis thaliana (thale cress), 1582 nucleotides long. It is a transcript of the gene NIP2, whose product is annotated as NEP-interacting protein 2. Gene Ontology annotation, cellular component: membrane; chloroplast thylakoid membrane. The transcript has 5 exons. Bases 338 to 1063 code for a protein of 241 amino acids. Lineage: Eukaryota; Viridiplantae; Streptophyta; Magnoliopsida; Brassicales; Brassicaceae. The record is from RefSeq and is marked reviewed.
GAAAGUUCUUUGCCCCGUGAGCUCAUCUCUCUUCUCUUCUAUCUCUGACUCGUGGUUUUCUGAAAACGAAAAGUUUGAAACUUUCGUGUUAUUCUUCGUCACUGAUUGUGACACAUAUAAAAGAACCCCUAAAAGAUUAUCCUUCUUCACCUACAACAAAUUCUGGCCAUGAAAGCAAACUCACCCCAAGCUUUAAAUGCAAAGUAGCGAAACAUCCCAUCCCAUCUCCUCCCUCUCUCUCUUAACCACUAAGCAAAAAUCCCAUCUUUCUAUAUAAACCUCUCUCCCAACUCUGCUACUUCCCACCGUAAAUCGUUUCUGGGUUCUUAAGAAUAACAUGGCCUCGUCAUCAUCAUCAUCUUAUAGAUUCCAAUCUGGGUCUUACCCUCUUUCGUCAAGUCCUUCUCUUGGGAAUUUCGUCGAACGCAUUAAAGACGCUUGUCAUUUCCUUGUCUCUGCUGUUUUGGGUACCAUUAUCUCCGCGAUCUUGACCUUCUUCUUCGCACUAGUGGGCACAUUGCUAGGGGCACUUACAGGAGCUUUGAUAGGUCAAGAAACUGAGAGUGGUUUCAUUAGAGGAGCAGCAAUUGGAGCCAUUUCGGGAGCUGUUUUCUCUAUCGAGGUCUUUGAAUCAUCUCUGGAUCUCUGGAAAUCCGAUGAGUCGGGUUUCGGAUGUUUUCUCUACUUGAUUGAUGUCAUUGUUAGUCUUCUAAGCGGGAGACUUGUACGAGAGCGCAUUGGUCCUGCAAUGCUAAGUGCAGUGCAAAGUCAAAUGGGAGCUGUGGAUACAGCUUUUGAUGAUCACACAAGCCUUUUUGAUACAGGAGGCUCAAAAGGAUUGACAGGAGACCUUGUUGAGAAAAUCCCAAAGAUGACAAUCACUGGCAACAAUAACACUGAUGCUUCUGAGAACACAGACUCAUGUUCUGUUUGUCUUCAGGAUUUCCAGCUCGGUGAAACAGUUAGAAGCUUGCCUCAUUGUCAUCACAUGUUUCACUUACCUUGCAUAGACAAUUGGCUCCUUAGACACGGUUCUUGCCCGAUGUGUAGACGUGAUAUUUAAUCUCUUCAUCUCUCCAUCGUCCGUCUCUCAUAAUGCAGUUUAACCUCGCAGUUCAGAUAUUUCUACAGCUCGUACAUCAAGAGUCUGCUCUGCUCUUCUUCCCUCCUCCUUGAGUUUCAUGUAAAUUCCAGUUCUUUUGGCUGUUUACAAUUACGAUACCUCUCUUACUCUUUCAGAGUCAUUGUAGGACUCCUAGUUCUCUAAUGUACAAAGAAACACAAAAAUAGAGUUUUUGUUUUAUCUAAUUCUUUACUCUGGCUAAUGUUGUGUGACUUGUGUUCCAUUGAGCCAGAAACUAGUUUGGUCGGCUUUUUCUUAAGCACUUGAAACAAGAGACACUACUCACGGGACCAAAUCCAUUGAACGAUAUUAUUAGAUUCUUGUCUGGUGUAACCAAACUAAGUACUUACGUAUUUAAUUAAAGCACUCUUUUGAUGUAAUUUGCUCUACCUAACAAUAUUUAACACCAAUUGCUUUUUUUUUUUUUUGUGUGUGUGAAGUCUUUGUCUAGCACCAAAA